AUGGGCCGUCGCCAACAUAAUCCCCUUUACAACCCUCUGCACUAUGCGACCCCUCAACUGGCCACUGGGCCACCAGUAACACGCGCCGCAGCACAGCGGGGUCUUGCCAGCUAUGACUAUGUCAUCGUUGGUGCCGGUGCGGCAGGUUGUGUACUCGCCAGCAAACUCUCAGAGGACGAAAAUGUGUCGGUAUUGCUCCUCGAAGCAGGAGGUGACAACACCAAGGUUCUUGAAACAAAAGUGCCACUGCUGUUUCCUAAGCUCUUUCACUCACGGCAUGACUGGGAUUACUACACGGUUGAGCAGCCAGGGCUCGCAUCCCGCAAACUGUACUGGCCUCGGGGGCGGAUCAUCGGGGGAUCAAGCUCGAUGAACGCCAUGAUAUAUCAUCGUUGCUCCAAAUCAGACUUUGACGAAUGGGUAUCAGCCAAUGGCUGUGUAGGAUGGAGCUAUGAUGAUCUAGCACCCUACUUCCGAAGUAUAGAGCGGUUUACCCCUAAUCCAGCUUGUCCUGCAAUCGGUAUUGAGAAUCGUGGUAGUUCUGGGAAAUGGGAGAUAGGUUAUUCGUCGCUGUCGGAGAUUGUGGAAAAGGGCUUCCUCUCAGCCUGUCAAGAUGCAAAAAUUCCUGUCGUUGCGGAUAUCAAUACGCCGAAAGGUACUCUAGGUUCGACAAAAUUUCAAACCUUCAUCGACCCAAAAGGACAGCGCUCGUCCCUCGCUACGGCCUUCCUAUCCUCUGAUGUACUGCAACGACAGAACCUAUACGUCGCAUGCUACGCUCGUGUCACACGUGUGCUAUUUGAUCGCCUCACCACCGCAGAGCCGACGGCUAUUGGCGUCGAAUUUCAAAUUCAACGUGGUGGUAAGCAUUUUCAAGUUCACGCUAGACAGGAGGUUAUCCUCUGUGGGGGAGCAGUGAAUACGCCGCAGACACUAUUACUGAGCGGGAUCGGUCCAGCGGAUACGCUAAAGAAUCAUGGCAUUCCGGUCAUCCAAGUGAACGACGCGGUCGGUCAAAAUCUCAAAGAUCAUCUCUGCACAACACCUAUCCUGGCCAAAGCAAAGCCUGGCACUACGCUCGAUUACUUGAACAACAAUCACAAAGCGAUUUUUGCACUAGCGCGGUGGAUGCUCACUGGGGGCGGCCCGCUGGCAAGCAAUAUCGGCGAGGCGGCUGCGUUUAUACGGUCAACUGAUUACAGCUUCCCUCAAUCUGUGAGAACUCCUAAUGAUCAUUCGUCUGGCGGUGUUGGACCAGACCUGGAGCUUAUAGGCGCACCUAUUGCAUUUAUCCAUCAUGGGGAAGAGAAAGUGAUUGAUGGAAAUAGUGCCUUCAGCCUGGUUCCGAUUGCUCUGCGUCCACAGAGCCACGGAACGGUUACUCUUCAGAGCAGGGAUAUCUUUGAUGCGCCAAUCGUUGAUCCGAAGUACUUAAGUGACCGCGGUGACAACGACCGGAAUGUCCUUUUAGUCGGCAUUCGUGUUUGUCUCCAGAUUAUGCGCAGUCCAGCUUUCAAGGAAUUUUUCGAGCCUGUCCCUGUGAACGACGAUCCGACUUCGUACUGGUGGCCGUUCUCGAGCAGCAACAUCGAAAAUAUCACCGACGAGCAGCUCAUCCGUUUCAUGGAUGAAAAGGCUUUCACUCUGUAUCACCCAGUUGGCUCGGCGCGCAUGGGCCAAUCGCCGUCGACAAGCGUUGUUGACCCAGAUUGCCGGGUCUAUGGUGUCAAGGGUCUUCGUGUGAUGGAUGCCAGUGUGUUCCCAGAACAGAUCAGUGGACAUCCCACCGCGCCUAUUGCUGCAAUGGCCGCCAAGCUAAGUGAUAUGAUCAAAGCAAGCCACGCGGCUGCCAGCUUGGUCAGCGCAAACCUAUAG
Messenger RNA from Penicillium brasilianum, 1875 nucleotides. NCBI's taxonomy places the organism in Eukaryota, Fungi, Ascomycota, Eurotiomycetes, Eurotiales, Aspergillaceae. The record is from the annotation of a GenBank genome assembly.